Molecule: messenger RNA, 928 nt
Organism: Gadus morhua (Atlantic cod)
Lineage: Eukaryota; Metazoa; Chordata; Actinopteri; Gadiformes; Gadidae
Product: 23 kDa integral membrane protein
Exons: 9
Coding region: 52-798 (248 amino acids)
Biological process (GO): regulation of vascular endothelial growth factor signaling pathway
Cellular component (GO): plasma membrane
Source: RefSeq, a predicted model, not a curated record
ACUCCUCCUCACACAAUCCUCUCAGGCAGGCAGCUGGAUCUCCUCGUCACCAUGGGUAAAAUCAACGGCUGUCUGAAGUGCGUCUUCUUCCUGCUCAACGCCAUGUUCGGGAUCUUUGGAGGUUUGAUGAUAUUUGGACUUGUGAAGGCCCAAGCAGUUGAACCACAGCUGCCCAGCGCGGUGGGCCCUUGGCUCUGGGCUGGACUGUGGGUGUUCUCCUUGGGGAUGCUGAUGGUUUCCAUCCUCGGCGAGACGGCCGCCACGACCGAGAAGACGGCAAUGCUCAAAGUGUUUGCAGGUCUGGUGGUGGCCGUAAUGAUCAUCAUGAUGAUCUUAGGGAUCGUCAUGGCUUCCUACAGAAACAAGGUAAAGGUGUCCUUUGAGAACAUCUCUCCUGACAUUGUGGGAGAGAUGAUGGCAGAAAACAAUAUACGAGAAAUCCUCAACGACGCCCAAGGGCCGCUCCAGUGCUGUGGCUUUAUGAGCUAUCAGGACUGGGGUAACAGCAUCCCUGGAUCCUGUAAGUGUUCAGAAUCCACUUUCUGCACAAACCGCCCAGGGAACUUGGACGGUCCAGCUAUCAUCUACUCCAGGCCGUGCUUCCCCAUCGCGUCUGACCUGCUGGAUCUGGCCUUGACGGUCUCCAUGGGUGUCUUGUUUGGCUUCGCUGUCACCGCUCUCCUCUGCCUUAAGGCAAGCCUCCUGAUGAUUCGUCAGGUCAGGCGUCACAACGGCGGUCGCGGAGGACAGGCCAUCGCCAUGACGGCUCCUGGGUACAAGCUGACCCCUGGCAUCUGACCUCUGAACUCACGCCUGAUUUCUGCUUCUGUAAAUGAGUCCUGCGCUAUGAUGUCAAUAGUUACAUGAUGUCAAUAGUUUCACUCGUGUUCCCAUUAAAGAAAACAAUACAUUUGUUCCUCACCAUUAA